Molecule: messenger RNA, 1425 nt
Organism: Aureococcus anophagefferens
Lineage: Eukaryota; Pelagophyceae; Pelagomonadales; Pelagomonadaceae
Exons: 2
Coding region: 1-1425 (474 amino acids)
Biological process (GO): transmembrane transport
Cellular component (GO): membrane
Molecular function (GO): antiporter activity; xenobiotic transmembrane transporter activity
Source: RefSeq, a predicted model, not a curated record
AUGCUCCGCGUCGUCGACGAGGACGACGCCCUCUGGAAGACGCUCGACGAGCUGCCCGUCGUGUCGAACCCGCUGCUCGCCGCCGUCGCGCCGGAGGAGGCGAUCGCGCGCGACGACGACGUGCUGACGCGGCGGAAGAUCCGCGCGACGGCGCUGCCGCUCUUCGUCGUCUGGCUCGCCGCGCCGACGCUGAGCCUCAUCGACACGGCCGUCGUGGGCCGGUUCUCCACGGGCGCCCUCGACGUCGCCGCGCUCGCGCCGGCCGUGUCGUUCGCCGAUUCCUUGUCGUACCUCAUGUCGUUCCUGGCCAUCGUCACGACGAACAAGGUCGCCAAGGCCAACGCGGCGAACGACCUGUGGUCGAGCCGCGCGGCGAAGCGCGACGGCGUCGCCGCGUCCCUGGGCGUGGGGUGCCUGCUGGCCCUGGCGGUCCACGUCGGCAUGGGCCACGCGAUCCUCGCGAACGUCUACGUGUCGAGCUCCACGCGGGCCGUGCUCCCGCUGGCGACGACCUACGUGCUUUUGCGCAACGUGGCUCUCCCCUUCCAGCUCGCCUGGCAGACGGUGCAGGCCGCGGCCGUCGCGCGCGGCGACUGCAAGACGCCGCUCAAAGCGACGUUCGUCGCCGCGGUCGUCAACGUCGUCUUCGACGUGAUUCUCGUCGCCGGAUUGGGCAUGGGCGUCGCCGGGGCGGCGCUGGCGACGGCCCUGGCCACGGUCGCGGGCUGCGUGGCCCAGGUGACGGCCAUGCGGCGGCUCGAGCGCGACGAGAUGAUCCUCGAGGCGGCGCGCUGCCGCCCGGACUCCGUGCCCUUCUUCCUCACCUUCGCGGCGAAGACCGUCGUCGGCGUCGUGCUCACGGCCGCGGCCGCGGGCGCGGACAUCGCGGCGCUGGCCGCGCACCAGGUCGUCAUCAGCCUCUUCUUCCUGCUCUGCCCCUUCGCCGACGCGCUGUCGAGCGCGGCCCAGUCCCUGGCGCCGCGGGCCCUGAGCCGCGCGCGCCAGAAGCCGAAGCAGGUGUUGCGGACCGUGCUCCUCGAGGGCGCGAUGUGCGCCGCGGCCGCGGGCCUCUUCGCGGCCGCGCUCGCCGUCUUCGCCGCGGGCGUCUUCACGGCGGACCCGACCGUGCUGCGGGGCUGCGCCAUGCUGGCGCCGGCGCUGGGGCUGUCGCUCGCGGCCUACAUCUUCAACACGAUCUUCGAGGGCACGCUGUUCGCGUUCGGCCACGCGCGGCCCAUCGGGCUGACGAUGCCCUUCAACGCGGGCGCCGUGGCCUUUAUCUUCCUCAACAUCAUCCGCUCGGGCCCGAACCCGCUGCUCACCGCCUGGCUGGGCUUCGUCGCGUACCAGCUGGUCCGGAUACCGCAGCUCGCGAUCAUCGCGCGGCGCCCCAUGGCGUUCGCGGACGGCGCGCCGACGAACUGA